Rhododendron vialii is the source of this 783-nucleotide messenger RNA. RefSeq lists its product as uncharacterized. The record is from RefSeq and is a predicted model, not a curated record. Bases 51 to 689 code for a protein of 212 amino acids. The transcript has a single exon. Gene Ontology annotation, cellular component: membrane. NCBI's taxonomy places the organism in Eukaryota, Viridiplantae, Streptophyta, Magnoliopsida, Ericales, Ericaceae.
CACACACACACACACACAUAUAUAUAGUUUUUGGCUGUUCAAAUUAUUCUAUGGCAACAGAAAGCCUUCGCCAUCGAAUCGGAGACGAUUCCACUAUCAUCGAUCCUAAUGAAAACACUGACGACGAUAAUGAUAAUGAAGAUGAGUACGAGGACUAUAUUGAGGAAACCUCAAUGAGAGGCAGAAUGUUGAGGUGGAGAGCCGCCAUUGCGCGACACGGAUUCUUGUCCUUGGCCAUAGCAGUAUUGCCCGCAUCUCUACAUCUCGCGGACGUCUUCUUCCUCCGUUCUGCCGAGAGGGCCUCGGCUAGGCCUUCUUGGUUCCUAACGCCCUGGAUAAUGGACGCGAAUUUCGUCUUCUCGUCUCUUGUUAUGGGCCUCGGCUCCUGGUUCGCAUGGGCGGAAAAUGGGCCGCCCCCAAAACCCACGCUUUUCGCAUCCAGGCUCCUCGUUUAUACCGCCUUGAGUCUAGCGUGGGACCCCAUCGUCUUCGGUUGGAGAGCCGUACACCUUGGACCGCAUGUAUGCAUGCUGAGGGGCUUUCUUGCGGUCGCGAUCGCGGGCACGAUAAGGCGACAGAAUCGCAAUGCCGGCGACUUCAUUUUUGGAGCGUGCGGAGUAAUGGGUGUUAUUCAUCUGUUUCAUUGUAGCCUUGAUCUGUUAUUAUUACCUGAACGCUUCUGGGAAUGAAUUUUUUCGAUUUUCAUUAUGUAGGAUCAUGUUGGUUUUUCAUGUUUUAUUUUCAACACAUGAACUCUUCGUAGCUCUCUGAAUUGUUGUUCAC